UUUUUGAAAUGGAAGAUCUUAGAGAUAAAGAACACAAUCUAUUGAGGGAAGAUGUUGAACUCGAUUUUGCUAUUCAUUUGGAAAAUAAGUGAAAGAUAUUUAAUCCUAGGAAAUUCACAGGAAAAGAAAGUUAUUUUGAUAGAUUGUCAAUUCUGAGGGCUCUUUCAAUCAACAUCCCAAGACCCUUAUAUUCCUCAAAUAAAAUCAAAAAUUACUCAACAGUAAACUAUGGAGCUCCUCACAAUCACUUCUCCAAAAUAAAUGUAACUCACAAAAGGAAAGGAUAUAUAAAUUUAACUAGGCAAUUUGACUAUGAUUUCAGGUCUUCGUCAGGAUCUCCUUUUAUCCCUAUAAAUAUUAAAAAAUUCUGGUCUCCUAGCUCGUCUUGUUUUUUUGAUAGCUUGAAGAUAACUCAGAGUAAUCUCAUAAAACUAUUCUUCACUCUUCAAUCAGUUGCCAAGCUUUCUUUUUACAAGUGAAGCUUUGGAGAGGUGACAAGAUCGUCAAAUAUAAUUACCCAACUCAACAAUACGGAAUUAAACUUCCUAAUGUGCACUGAUUUCAAAGCCCGGCAAUUUUCAUCAGAAAUCAAGGUAUUUUCUUCAAUACUGAGGUUUAUCAAAAAUACUUCUAUCAGUAAAAGAAUCAAUUCUCUCAAAGUGGUCCCAUUCGAGGAUCAAGAGCAACUCAGAGACCUUGUGGUUUCUCAUGAGUUAGAGCAUAUGAAAUUUUUGUAUGGAAUCACAUUAGUGGAUGAGAAUACUCUCGAAGUUUAAUGUUUAAAGAGUAAAACUAUAUAAAGCUGGAUUCAAUUAUUUUUA
Messenger RNA from Moneuplotes crassus, 821 nucleotides. Lineage: Eukaryota; Ciliophora; Spirotrichea; Euplotida; Euplotidae. The record is from the annotation of a GenBank genome assembly.